Iphiclides podalirius (scarce swallowtail) is the source of this 549-nucleotide messenger RNA. The record is from the annotation of a GenBank genome assembly. NCBI's taxonomy places the organism in Eukaryota, Metazoa, Arthropoda, Insecta, Lepidoptera, Papilionidae.
AUGGUGAAUGGGCGCUCGUGCCGAAUCGAGAGCCGCAAUCCGGGGGAGAGGCAUCUUCGCAACGCUGCGAUUGGGCCGAGAGCCUCGCACCUAGAGGAAAGCCUCGUGCUGACCGAGACACAAUUUCUGCGAGCGCAAGAAUCUAGUAAUUGUGAGUGGCGUGGUGGCAGCGGGCGGGGCUCCCGGGCAUGCAUCUCCUCGCUGACAUAUUUACGAGUCACACGAACCCCUCCCGACCUCACCGGCACUGCCACCCCCCACCAACCCCCCGGCCCGCCGCAGCGGCUUCUGUCGCAUCGCAACGCGUCGCACGCACGCCCCCCCCCCCCCCCCAACCACCACCACCCCCACCCCGGAGCGCAGUGGUUAAAAAUACGGACGAUGCGGCCGGCGGCCGUUAUGAAUGACGCCACUAGAGCGUGGCCGAAUCACUCGCGAAUCACUCGCGAAUCACUUGCGAAUCGCACGCUAGUCGACAGCGAUACCGCGUUGGCAGAGCGCCCCCAGACGAAUCAGGCGGCCGCCGCGUUUCCGUCUAAACCACAUGGA